Suncus etruscus (white-toothed pygmy shrew) is the source of this 930-nucleotide messenger RNA. It is a transcript of the gene NDUFS3, whose product is annotated as NADH:ubiquinone oxidoreductase core subunit S3. NCBI's taxonomy places the organism in Eukaryota, Metazoa, Chordata, Mammalia, Eulipotyphla, Soricidae. The transcript is spliced from 7 exons. Gene Ontology annotation, molecular function: NADH dehydrogenase (ubiquinone) activity. The record is from RefSeq and is a predicted model, not a curated record. Bases 44 to 844 code for a protein of 266 amino acids.
GGCUCCGUGUCCUGCGCGCGCAGCUCGGGGACUUUCGGGCAACAUGGCGGCGGCCGCGGCGAUGGCGAGAGGCUGGUGGCGGGGCCUGGCGGGGCCCGUGGCGCUGAGCAGGGCGGCCCGGCGACCCUCAGCGCCCUUGCUGCUGCAGGCGAGGAAGGAGAGCGCGGCGGCCGACACGCGCCCCACUGUCAGGCCACGGGAUGAUGUCACCAACAAGCAGCUCUCAGCUUUUGGAGAGUAUGUGGCUGAAAUCCUGCCCAAGUAUGUCCAGCAUGUUCAGGUGUCCUGCUAUGGGGAGUUGGAGAUCUGCAUCCAUCCUGAUGGUGUCAUCCCUGUGCUGACGUUCCUCCGGGACCACACCAACGCACAGUUCAAGUCUUUGGCUGACUUGACAGCGGUUGAUGUCCCCACCCGGCAGAAUCGUUUCGAGAUCGUCUAUAACCUCCUCUCUCUGCGCUUCAACUCACGGAUCCGGGUGAAGACCUAUGCAGAUGAGCUGACGCCCAUUGAGUCCACUGUCCCUGUGUACAAGGCAGCCAAUUGGUACGAGCGGGAGAUCUGGGAUAUGUUUGGUGUCUUCUUCGCUAACCAUCCUGACCUGAGGCGGAUCCUGACGGAUUACGGCUUUGAGGGCCAUCCCUUCAGGAAAGACUUUCCCUUGUCAGGCUAUGUGGAGCUGCGCUAUGAUGAUGAGGUGAAGCGUGUGGUGGCCGAGCCGGUGGAGCUGUCACAGGAGUUCCGAAAGUUUGACCUGAACAGCCCCUGGGAGGCUUUCCCUGCCUAUCGCCAGACCCCCGAGAGUCCCAAGCUGGAAGCUGGCGAUAAGAAACCUGAAGCCAAGUAGCCCCGGGAAAGUACAUGGCCCCUGGAAAAUGUCUUUUCUGUCAUUGAAUGAGUGUCCGUGUAAAUAAACUUCCACUCAGCCCAGUG